ACAGGGCGGGCAGAAUUUCAGUUUUUUUUCACCCGCAGGCUCCUCGUCUAUUGCAGAGGAUCAAGGAUGCUUCCUCCACGGAAUAAAACGCAGCCUGGGACAUCUUUGACAGUACUUCUCCUUUGUGUGCUUAUUGUGUGCACCAGCGGUGUCUUGUCCAGCAGGGAGCAAGCGGUGCAUAAGCUAGCAGACAGGAAGAUGUGUGCCGAUGAAGAAUGCAGCCAUCCCAUCUCCAUGGGACGAGCGCUGGCUGAUUACACCGCCCCCGACUGCAGGUUCAUCAACAUCCACCAGGGGCAGAUUGUUUACGUGUACGGAAAACUCAAAGGCAGAGGACGCAACUUCUGGCAAGGCACAGUCCAGGGCGAUUAUUUUGGGGAGCAGACCUCCGUCCUCGGUUUCUUCCCAAAGUCGGUGGUGGAGGUGACCCAGCACCUGGUGACAGACCUGAUAGAGCUGCCGACAGAGGACUGGGAUUUUCGUUGUUAAGAGGGAAGACAAAGAGAGUGACUGUCAUUCUGUCACCAGAAGACCAAACUAUAUUGCAUCGAGUGUUUAUGUAGAAUUAGAUUUGAACACCUUGUAAGCUGUAGUGAUAAUGGCUAACUCACAUCCAAAAUAAACAGGAAAUAGCUGCUAGGCUGGUCAAUA
Leucoraja erinaceus (little skate) is the source of this 651-nucleotide messenger RNA. RefSeq names its product melanoma-derived growth regulatory protein-like. Gene Ontology annotation, molecular function: protein binding. The coding region runs from base 67 to 489 and encodes 140 amino acids. The record is from RefSeq and is a predicted model, not a curated record. Lineage: Eukaryota; Metazoa; Chordata; Chondrichthyes; Rajiformes; Rajidae. The transcript is spliced from 4 exons. Gene Ontology annotation, biological process: extracellular matrix organization.